Messenger RNA from Sardina pilchardus (European sardine), 3930 nucleotides. RefSeq names its product synaptic Ras GTPase activating protein 1a (gene syngap1a). The record is from RefSeq and is a predicted model, not a curated record. The transcript has 19 exons. Gene Ontology annotation, biological process: regulation of GTPase activity. The coding region runs from base 1 to 3930 and encodes 1309 amino acids. NCBI's taxonomy places the organism in Eukaryota, Metazoa, Chordata, Actinopteri, Clupeiformes, Clupeidae.
AUGCCGGUGAUUAGCUGGCUGAAAGUGGGCAAACACACAGAGCUGAAAUGGUGCGAUGUGGUGGGCCAGUCCACUGCAGUGUGUUCUGGAUCAGCAGCCGCAGAACGCCAGAGUUUUCUGAGUCGCCGGUUGAAGGGCUCCAUCAAAAGGGCAAAGAGCCAACCCAAACUGGACCGUACCAACAGCUUCCGUCACAUGAUUCUCCCACGGUUCCGCAGUGCCGACCAAGAGAGGACUCGUCUGAUGCAGAGCUUUAAGGAGUCGCACUCCCAUGAGUCCUUGCUGUCCCCCAGCAGUGCGGCAGAAGCUCUGGACAUCACCUUGGACGAGGAUGCCAUCAUCAAGCCGGUCCACUCCAGUAUUCUAGGACAGGAGUACUGCUUUGAGGUAACCACUGCCUCAGGGACAAAAUGUUUUGCCUGCCGUUCUGCCGCAGAGAGGGAUAAGUGGAUCGAGAACCUUCAGCGGGCUGUUAAACCUAACAAGGACAACAGCCGACGGGUCGACAAUGUUCUCAAGCUGUGGAUCAUCGAGGCGCGGGACCUGCCGGCGAAGAAGCGCUACUACUGCGAGCUGUACCUGGACGACAUGCUGUACGCGCGCACCACCAGCAAGCUGCGCACCGACACGGUAUUCUGGGGCGAGCACUUCGAGUUCAACAACCUCCCGGCCACCCGCAGCCUCCGCCUGCACCUGUACAAGGAGACGGACAAGAAGAAGCGCAAAGAGAAGAGCACUUACCUCGGCCUGGUCAGCAUCCCCAUCUCCAGCCUCACCGGCCGGCAGUUUGUGGAGCAGUGGUACCCCGUCAUCCAGCCCAGCAUCCUGACCAAAGGGGGCGGCGUCGGGGGCGGCAAGAUCAUCAACGCCUCGCUGCGCCUCAAGUCGCGCUACCAGACCAUGAGCAUCCUGCCCAUGGAGCUGUACAAGGAGUUCGCCGAGUACGUCACCAACAACUACCGCACGCUCUGCACCGUGCUGGAGCCGCUGCUGAGCGUCAAGAGCAAAGAGGAGGUGGCCUGCGCCCUGGUGCACAUCCUGCAGAGCACGGGGAAAGCAAAGGACUUUCUGUCAGACAUGGCGAUGAGCGAAGUGGACCGCUUCAUAGAUCGAGAACAUCUCAUCUUCAGGGAUAACACUCUGGCCACGAAAGCCAUAGAGGAGUACCUCAAACUAAUCGGACACAGGUACCUCAAGGACGUCAUAGGGGAGUUCAUCCGCGCGCUGUACGAGUCUGAGGAGAACUGUGAGGUGGACCCCAUCCAGACUCCGCCCUCCGUGCUCCCCGACCGCCAGGCCAACCUCCGCAUGUGCUGCGAGCUGGCGCUCUGUAAGAUCAUCAACUCCCAUUGUGUGUUCCCUCGUGAGCUGAAGGAGGUCUUCUCCUCGUGGCGCGUGCGCUGUGCGGAGCGCGGGCGGGAGGACAUCGCCGACCGCCUCAUCGCCGCCUCGCUCUUCAUGCGCUUCCUGUGCCCGGCCGUCAUGUCGCCGUCCCUCUUCAACCUCACGCAGGAGUACCCGGGCCCGCGGACCUCGCGCACGCUCACCCUCAUCGCCAAGGUGGUGCAGAACCUGGCCAGCUUCUCCAAGUUCGCCGGUAAGGAGGACUACAUGUGCUUCAUGAACGAGUUCCUGGAGAUGGAGUGCGGCGCCAUGCAGCAGUUCCUCUACGAGAUCUCCAACAUGGACUGCGGCAGCAGUGCCAGCCCCUUCGAGGGCUACAUCGACCUCGGCCGCGAGCUCUCCGUGCUGCACAGCCUCCUCUGGGAGGUCAUGGCUCAACUCAGCAAGUCACAAGGAUUUUGUGCCUUGUGUCCCUCGCAGGAUGCCAUCCUGAAGCUGGGGCCGUUACCCCGGCUCCUAAACGACAUCAGCGUGGCCCUCAGGAACCCGCAGCUUCACCGCCAGGCCACCCAGCAGCCGGAGCAGAGGCCGCCCGACCGCCUGCUCACCCGCGCCGCCACCAGCUUCAACCACAUGGUCUCGUCCGACUUCCAGAGCCUCAUGAUGAGGGACCUCAACAGCUCCAUAGACAUCUCUCGACUGCCCUCGCCCUCCUCUGGGAUGCCCUCGGCCCUCGCCCACAUGGGCAUGGGCCCGUACGGCGAGCGGGACCACCGGGCGUCCUCCAAAGACCUGUUCUACGUGACCCGGCCUCCCCUGGCCCGCUCCAGUCCAGCCUACUGCACCAGUAGCUCGGACAUCACCGAGCCUGACCAGAAGGACUCGCGGAUGAACAGCAUCUCCAACCUGCACUCGGGCGACAUGCUCAACUCCUCGCAGGCCUCGCUGGCCGGCCUGGGCAGCUUCGGGGUGCUGCGGAGCGGAGGGCGCACGUCGGCGGGCUCGGGCGCGUCCAGCAUGUCGGGCGGCCUGCGCCUGAGCCACGCGGUCACUUCGGACGCCCUCUCGCAGCAGCAGCAGCAGCAGGCGGCCGCCAUGCACGUGCCGCUGGCCUUCCAGAACCCGCUGUUCCACAUGGCCGCCGCCGACGGGCCCCUGCUGCACCACCCGGCCCCGGGCCCCCAGCCGCACCCGCCGCCGCUCUUGCUCGCCCCCGAGCCCGAGAACGGGCCGCCGGGCUACAACAUGCCGGCGUUCGGGCGCGGCGGCUUCUCGCGCAGCGAGGACCACACGGCCAUGCGGCCGCAGAGCAGCCUGGUGCAGCCCAGCAUCAUCCACUCGCACAGCUACAGCGACGACUUCACGCGCCACAACCAGGACGCCGAGUACGUGCGCCGGCAGCUCUCUCUGCAAGUGCAGGAGAAUCUCCAGCAGCAGGUUCUGAUGGGCAUGGCCCCGUCCACGGCCACCGGCAUGGGCACGCCUGCCUCCGUGGCCACGCCCCCGACCACCAUGCACCCGGUGCGCCAGGCGUCCGUGUCCCCCCUGGCCCCCCCUCCGCCGCCGCGCGUCAAGCCCCAGCCGCCCCACCAGCUCUCCGUGGGCUCGGCCGCCACCUCCACGCCGCCCAAGGCCCGGCCCCAGAGCGGCAACCUGCUGCAGUCGCCCGAGUCCGGCUACGGGGGGCGGCCCCAGCCCCGGCAGCAGCUGUCCGUCAAGGACAGCCCGGCCCCGGGGCUCCCGCACCAGCCCAGCGUGCAGGCGCAGGAGCCUCCGGCCCAGGAGGGGGCGCCGGAGGGCACGGACACGCCGAAGAAGAACCAGACGGCCAAGUCUCCCCAGCAGCAGCUGCUUAAGCCGACCAACGCAAAGCCGGGCGCUAAAUCUCCGUCCACACUGACCCCGUCCAGUGCGGCGUCUGAGCGCACGGUGGCCUGGGUGUCCAACAUGCCGCACCUGUCGGCCGACAUCGAGAGCCUGCGCGUGGACCCCGAGUUCAAGCUGAAGGAGCACUCCAAGAGCAUGGACGAGUCCCGCCUGGAGAGGGUGCGCGAGUACGAGGACGAGAUCCACUCGCUCAAGGAGCGGCUGAUGAUGUCCCACCGCAAGCUGGAGGAGUACGAGCGCCGGCUGAUGUCGCAGGAGCACCAGACCAGCCAGAUCCUGCAGCAGUACCAGUGCCGGCUGGACGACAGCGAGAGGAAGCUGCGCCAGCAGCAGGUGGAGAAGGACUCGCAGAUCAAAGGCAUCAUCAAUCGGUUAAUGGCGGUGGAGGAUGAGUUGCGCACUGGCCCUGUGCCGGAGGUGAAGACUCGUCUGUUUCCUGAGCAGGAAGAGCAAUUCUCCUCUCUGGGCUCUGUGGACCCCUGCCUCGUGCCGGGGGGGAUCCCUGGUUCGGGGCCCUCGUCCCUGGGCACGUCCUCGGCGGGGUCCCCCUGGAACAGCGGCCUCCCCCCGCUGCCCCCGCGCUUGCUAAUCAGCCACAAUGGCGGCCUACCUUCGUCUGGCAUCGCCAUGACGGCGGGGAGCACGGCGACCUGGAACGCGGACAGAGCGCCCGGCUUCACCGGGGAGCGCGUAGCCUGA